GGUACAUAAGUGUUUAGAUUACAACCCUUAACUGAUAGAUAAUAAAUGAAGAAGUUAUUUAACUAACACUGGUAGGAGAACAAUUUCAACCAAUGAGAACAAAUUUAAUUCAAUGGGGCAAUAUCAGAGCUGCCCAUAUCUGAACAGAGCCUGAUCAUUUGAUAUUUCCUGCUCCAUCAGGGCUGCUGAUCAGAAAAGGAAAAUGUAGGUAGUUCAGGCAGACUAAAACUAUGAGUGAGAAUCUUCCAGACUAUCCUUCCCAGACCUGGUGCCUUCCAGAUCUCCUAGGACUUCAAUCUCCAGAAUUCUUGGUCAGCAUGUAUUAUUGGUCUUAACACAUCAGAGUCCUAACACAUGUGGGAAAGAUGCUCCAGGUGCCAGGAAUAGGAUGAGUUGGGAAACCAAAUCCUCUGCCACUGAUGGCUUUAAAUGAGCUUGACUGAUCAUGGGGAUGCAGUGGUGUUUGGAAGCUUCCCAGGACCCAAAGAAACCAUGUAUGUAUCAUACUUAUCUUCUGGCAAUUUCAGUUAAUGCUAAGCAGGCACUCCUGAGCUGAUGCAAGACACAACUGUAGUCAGGCCCUUGGAGACCGUGAAGAUAAUUUUUUCCAAUACACGGACGUCUAAAAGAGGGGGGAAUAGUACUUUCAUCGUUAAUUUUAAUUUCCUUGCUGCUUCCAGAAGAGAGGAUGAAUUGAAAGAAAGUUGAGAGGUACUGUUUUAUGGGCUAAAUUCCUUCAAGUGUGUUACACUGCAGUUAUUUCAAAAGGGAAACAACAUAAUAGAUUCCAGCUAGAAAAGGCAGGAACUUGGCCCCAAACAGUUAAAAAUAGCAGGCUAAAAAAAGCAAAAAAGUCUCUCUUGAAAAAGCAGAAACCUAGAGAAACUCCAGCAAGUCUUAUAUGCUGUAGAUUGAGAGAAAGCAAAUAAAGUGUUACGGAAUAUAUUGCUGAAAAUACAUAAAUUGAAUGAAUAAAAGUCUUUGCAGUUCUGUGUCUUGCAGUGGUUUUGUAUAAAAUAACAGUAAAACAAACCAGGAUAAUAUUUUUACAGCUAAAAAUUAGGGAGCAGAAAGGAAGAAUAAUGGAACAUUUUUACAAAUCUGGGUUAGGAAGUAAAAGUUAUACCAUGCAAUAGAAGCAAUUCUAUAAACAUAUUGGUAAAAUAUGUAAAAUCCAGUUUGAGUUAGAAGAUAACAUCAAAUUAUCCAAGGUAAUCACAGCCAGAGCUACAAAAACUCCCAAACUGAGGGCAUUAACAACAGAAUAGCUGAUAUUGUUCAAUUUAUAUAGGCAUCCCAGUUCUCUAGCAUGACUUCCUUUGGAAACUACCUGACUGGCAUUUUGUAACAUUUUUAUUUAUAAAAGGGUGGGUUGAUCAUACAGUUUAAACCACCUCUCCAACAAAUGUCUCAGAGUCUGCUCCCCACCAACAUUUUUCAGAGCUCCCAAAACCUCCAUUCUCUCCUCUGACUUGAGUGUGCCCUUUUCAUACACAUACCUGGUUGACCUUAUUUCUUAGGAAAGAAGACAGAUGUUGGGAGAAGACAUAUGUGGAAAGACAUUUAACCUGCUGGAACAGUUACUGAUCACCGGUGACAAAGAGAGGAUAUUGGGCACUUUGCCCAGUCUAAAUUCAUCACGUUUACCUCUAGCUGCCCUACCAGUUUGGAGGACUUGCUCACACACAUGCACCCACACCCCUUUACCAACCAAGGGCUUUUCUGCAGGCUGCUUGAUUAAAUGAAGCCUGCUCAAGAAACCCUUUCUGGGAUUCCUUCCUUUUCUCCCCAUUAGCAAUGGUGAUGGCCUGGUUUUCUGCCCACACUGCUUUUACUGUGACUUCAGUUGAUGGAUACCCUGCUUGUUAUCCUUUCCUUCUGCCAAGGGAAAGAAAACACCAAUUUCUUUCUUUCUUUUCCUUUGGGUCAACCUUUGAGGACAUGUGAUUUCUAUUGAUAGAUUUUUUGCCUGAACCCACCUCCAUUGACUCACCCUUGUACAUCUUCCCAUCUGGUGCACCCCCCGUUGGCCUGGCUAAAAAAAGAAAACACUACCACUUUACGAUUCUUCCUGUCCCUUGGAGUAGAGGGAAAACUGGUGAAAAUCUUAUCAAUUUCACUUGGUUAAAAAACUAAUAUAAUAACCCCCCCUAAAAAAAACCAGUUCCAUCAGUGCACUGGUGAAAAAGAAAAAAGGAAAUACUGACAUGGUAUUUUCCCUGAACUAAGAUACAAUCAAAUGGCCCAUUCCAAGCAGUUACCUUGAAGUUUUCACCACUUUGCAAUUUUUAAGAUUUGAAAUUCAAGGAAUGAAUUCUGUGUUAUACAUAGAAAUCACUAGCUAUGAUCCCUUCCCUUGGCAUUUUUUUUUUGGUGCCACAAAAAUACCUCAUUAAUUAUGCUGUCAAUAAAGGGAAUUCAGUGAUACGUUAUACACACUACAGAAAAGAGGAACAGUGGCUUCACAAAUUAGCCAUUGAGCCAUGUCAUCAAAGGUGAUAAAUUCAAGUUAUCCUUGUUACUCCUCUUGAUUCAAGUUAGUCAGACAAUAACUACUUACUCCCUAUAAUUCAUCAAGUGCUGUAAACUCAACCCAGCAGUAAAUUCAUGCUAAUAAUUUAAUGCUGAUAACAUCAUAGUUGUAGAGCCAUGACAAAAAUGAGAAUCCUUCUGCCUCAGUAUCACAUAGCAGAACAGUCAGGACCCAAGAUUAACAGCACUGCUUCCUCAGCUCUAAACAUUUUAUUUCUUCCUUGCAAACUUCAGAUCUCCAGGGUCAUUAAACAAAUAGCAGCAAAUUCAUGGAUAAAGUCAAUGAAGAGGUGAAAAGACCAAGACUUAUUUCUGUAGACAUCUCCUCAGCAUCACAACACUGAAAGCUCCAAUUGAACCCAAAUAAAAUGGCUGCUCUUAUUGCUGAAAAUUUCCGCUUCCUUUCACUCUUCUUUAAAAGUAAAGAUGUGAUGAUUUUCAAUGGCUUGGUGGCUCUGGGUACUGUUGGAAGCCAGGAACUGUUCUCUGUGGUUGCAUUCCAUUGCCCAUGUUCCCCCACUCGGAAUUACAUCUAUGGUCUGGCUGCCAUAGGGGUGCCUGCUCUGGCCUUAUUCCUGAUUGGUGUAAUCUGGAACAACCACACUUGGAACUUGGUGGCUGAGUGUCACAAGCGAGGAACCAAGAACUUUUCUGCAGCAGCCAACUUCUUGAUCUUUGGAUCUGUCAUGGGAAGAGCUGCAGUGGCUCCUGUUACAUGGUCAGUGAUCUCACUGCUUCGUGGAGAAGCCUAUGUCUGUGCCUUAAGUGAAUUCAUGGAUCCUGCUUCCCUGGAUCAUUUUCCACCUGGCUAUGGACCAGAUAUCAUGGCCAGGUUUCCUUGCAAUGAUCUGCCAGCCAACAUGACACAUUUUAAGGAUGAAGUUGUAAGACGAUUAAAAUAUGAGUCACAGCUCUUUGGAUGGAUGCUCAUUGGUGUGGUUGCAGUUCUUGUGUUCAUCACCAAGUGCCUAAAACAUUGCUGCUCACCACUCAGCUACCGCCAAGAGGCCUAUUGGAACCAAUACCGCUCUAGUGAGGCUAGGCUCUUCCAGAGGACUGCUGAGGUACAUUCCAAGAUUGUGGCUGCCAACAAUGUCAAAAACUUCUUUGGCUUUGUAUAUUUAGAUAAAGAGGAACAAGAACUGGUACAAGCAUUUGAUGUGCAAAACGUUCAGCCCAGGCCACAAUGGGAUGCCAUCACUGGAGUCUACAUCUAUCGGGAGAAUAAUGGGUACCCCCUCUACAGCCGCCUCCAUAAGUGGGCCAAAAAUGUAAUGGGAAACAGCCCUAAUCCUGAUACCCAGGAAACAGCCUUUCUAGCUACCUAAUAUCUACUCAACAGCAAUCCUACCAAGCUUAACAGAAAUCACUUUUGAGCACUUAGGCAGCUAUGCUGAAAAGUAUCCAACAAUUGAUUUUAUACUUUGACCAAAGUCUCAGAAAAUAUACAGCUGAUAGAUUCAAAUGAAUUACCUUACAGGUGAUACAAAUGUAUUAGGUCUUGUCUCAUCAGAAAUAAGUCUAUUAAGUUCAGCGGGGUAUCGUCUUACAUAAGACUACAGUUUAAAAGUCUGGUACCAAGUAAUAUUGAGGGGGGGAAAGAACAUUUUUCCAAAUAUCUGCCCAACUGAACAGGAAGCUAUUCACCAAUGUAAAAUUUCAGCAAAUAUGGUAAUUGACAAACAAGUAUCUUUCAAACCAGCUUGACAUACUGCCUGAAAAUAUACAUUAUUUCCUUUUCAGAUGAAAGAGAAAAAAAAUCCUGCUAAUUCUUAUUUGUCUCAUUUGUAGCUCUGGUUGCUAAAGACAACAGUCACACUAAGUUGCCAAAAUAUCCCUUUUGUCAUAUAGAGUUAUUUUUAAAAUCUGCUCUAAUUUCUCCUGGUCUUUCUUUUCUGUAUACAUUUGGUCAAUUUGUCAAUGAAGGCAAAAUUUUUAAUGCAAUAAGCACUGCUUGAGUUGUCAUUUCACAAUCUUAAUUCUACUAAAUACUAGCAAUCAUAUUUUAACAACUAUUAACAUUCAGCUUACACUUUGGCGUUUAAGACAUUCACAAGAAGAUGUAUAUGGGAUUAUCACAUUGACUAAAAUAUGAAAAACUGGGUGGCAAGACAAAACCAAUAGUGGUUAAGAACUGGAUUAGAACUAGGAGGACCUCAGGCAUAGGAACUCAUUGGAUAAUUUUGAGCCAGUAACUAUAAGCCCAGCCAACUUUACAGGGUUGUUGAUGCAGGCAAAAAUGGGAAAAGGCCAUACUAUGUACACUGCUUUGAACUCCUGAAGAAAAAGCAGGAUAUAAAAUAAAUCAUUGAGACUAUUCAAAUGUCACAAACCAAAAUAUAUACGCCCUGCUGUUUUCCUCCAAGGUAUAUGACUGUCACUUAAUGGCAUAAGUGCAAAAGAAUAAAUUAUGGAUACCUCCCCAGGUCACAGAGUUAUACUAUGCAAAUGCCAUGACACUGCAAAUAUUUUGGCAAGGACUAAAAUAAUUUACAGGAGAAUGAAUCAGGACCACUGAGUUUUUAAAAUAACAGAUGGAAAACUGUACAGAAACUGCUAAUUGUUUAGAAAUUGGUUGUACAUUGCUCCAACACUUUAAAAAAGUUAUUCAGAAGAAGGCUGAUGUUUUUAGCAUAUUUAUAGAAGCUCAGAAUUCUGUAAAUUGAAGAUGUAAGAUAGGGCUUAUAAAAGAAAAAUUGAGUACAGUAUUUCCCAAUUAAGCUAUGAUUGUGAGACUACUGUAAUUAAAUGAAAUUGCAGAACUUUGCUCCUGUAGGCAACAGCCUUUUAAUAUAGUCUUUAAGCCUUGAAUAUAUUUUAUAGGAUACUUAGAAAGCAAUACUGUUAUUAUUUUCUAAGCCUAUACCUGUGUAAAAUACAAAAUAUUAAAGAGGUGGAGGAAAGAACCCAGAACCACCCCUUACCACUCUAACCAGGAAAAUAUAUAUAAAGGAAAUUUAUAUAAAUAAAUGCAUGAGUAGAAACAUCCAUAGAAGAA
Molecule: messenger RNA, 5530 nt
Organism: Python bivittatus (Burmese python)
Lineage: Eukaryota; Metazoa; Chordata; Lepidosauria; Squamata; Pythonidae
Source: RefSeq, a predicted model, not a curated record